AGGUAACAUCUAUAUAUGUCGCUCCAACGCAUAACUCUCCCCAUUCCAAGACAAGACAUUUCUCCUCUACUAUAUUCAGCCCAUCUCCUCCCCUGUUCGGUGAAUUCUCCACGAACCUCCGAAGAAAUGCAGAAGAUUGGGGAGAUGGGCGGAGCUAAGUUCUAUCCACAAGAUGUCUCGAUAGAGCUCGGCCGGCAGCAUGCGCUAGAAAGGCUAGAAAGCUUUGACGACGAUGGCAGGAUGAAGAGAACUGGGAAUAUGUGGACGGCGAGUGCUCACAUAAUCACAGCGGUGAUAGGCUCCGGCGUGCUCUCAUUGGCUUGGGCUAUUGCCCAGCUCGGCUGGGUUGCUGGUCCUGUCGUCAUGGUUCUAUUCGCCUUCAUUAUAUACUACACAUCUUCUCUGCUUUCCGACUGCUACCGCACCGGUGAUCCCGUCUACGGCAAGCGUAAUUACACUUACACAGACGCCGUCACCUCCUACCUUGGUGGAGCGAAGGUUAAACUCUGUGGCUUCAUUCAGUAUGCAAAUCUAUUCGGUGUCGCCAUUGGUUACACCAUUGCUUCCUCCAUUAGCAUGACAGCCAUCCGGAGAUCCAAUUGUUUUCAUGAGAAAGGGCACAACAACCCCUGCCAUAUCUCAAGCACUCCUUACAUGAUCAUCUUCGGCGUCGUAGAGAUUAUUUUCUCACAAAUCCCUGAUUUCGACCAAAUUUGGUGGCUUUCCAUUGUCGCCGCCGUGAUGUCCUUCACCUAUUCCUCCAUCGGCCUCGCUCUCGGAAUUGUUCAAGUUGUCGCUAACGGUGGCAUCAGCGGAAGUCUCACCGGAAUCAGAAUCGGCGGCGCCGUCACAGAAACCAAAAAGGUCUGGCGCAGUCUGCAGGCUUUCGGCGACAUCGCAUUCGCUUACUCUUACUCCUUAAUCCUCAUCGAAAUCCAGGACACAAUCAAAUCCCCACCUCCCUCCGAAGCACGGGUGAUGAAAAAGGCGACACUUUUAAGCGUGGCGGUCACGACCUUCUUCUACAUCCUCUGCGGCUGCAUGGGCUACGCGGCCUUCGGGGACGAAGCCCCCGGAAACCUCCUCACCGGCUUCGGCUUCUACAAUCCCUUCUGGCUUCUCGACAUCGCUAACGCCGCCAUUGUUAUUCACCUUAUCGGCGCAUACCAAGUAUACUGCCAGCCUCUUUUCGCCUUCUUUGAGAAGUGGGCGAGCCAGACAUGGCCGGACAACAAGUUCGUCUCUAAAGAGAUCAGAAUUAAGCUCCCUGUCUCCUCUAAAUCAUAUACCAUCAAUCUUUUCCGCUUGGUGUGGCGCACGGUUUUUGUUGUCAUCACCACCACCAUCUCCAUGCUUCUCCCUUUCUUCAACGACAUUGUUGGCCUCCUUGGGGCUCUGGGCUUCUGGCCUCUAACGGUCUACUUUCCGAUAGAGAUGUAUAUAGUUCAGAAGAAGGUGGGUAAGUGGAGCUUGAAGUGGAUUUGUCUUCAGAUUCUGAGUAUUUCUUGCCUUGUGAUUUCUAUCGCCGCUGCUGUUGGCUCAAUCGCCGGCGUUGUGUCGGAUCUCAAGGUUUUCCGGCCGUUCCAGUCAAGUUAUUGAGGAUUUGAAACAUGGAAGUGAACCGUGCUGAUUUUACUAUGUAAUUGUUACUGUUCGUUGGAGCUUGUCUUGCCUAUGAUUGUAAUAUUUGGCAAUUUCAUAAAAGAAAAUAGAGUGCGCUUACAGAUUUA
Phalaenopsis equestris is the source of this 1730-nucleotide messenger RNA. Its product is annotated as amino acid permease 3-like. Lineage: Eukaryota; Viridiplantae; Streptophyta; Magnoliopsida; Asparagales; Orchidaceae. The transcript has 7 exons. Bases 16 to 1599 code for a protein of 527 amino acids. The record is from RefSeq and is a predicted model, not a curated record. Gene Ontology annotation, cellular component: plasma membrane.